UCUUGCUAAAUUGCUUAAGGCCUCAGCAAAGUUGCUGAGGCUGGCUUUGAAUUCACAAUUCUUCKGCCUCAGCCCCCUAAAUGCUAGAUUCCAGACGUGUGCCACCACAGCCAGCGUUUCUUCUUCUUUUUGGUAUUGGAAAUGAACACAGGAUCUUARGCAUGCUUGGUAAGCGCUCUAUCACUGAGCUACACUCCCGGCCCUCCUCCAACAUUUUGCUUCUUGUUAAUUUCAGCAUGUUUUCUUCACCAGAUUUUGGACUCUUUGAGGUCAAGAUCAGGAUCUUGGUCAAAUUUACUUCUGCUUGAGCUUCACACACAAUAAAGGUUUAUUGAAUAAACGAAUCCCUUGGAUGUCCAAUUCCCUGGGAGGAAGGGUAGACUGAUAAUGAAGCCAGGACAUUUGAAUUCAGGAUCCGGAGGAGCUAGGAGUAAUGCUUAGAGAGCGAAGACUAGAAUUCCACAGAAGAUAGGAGAGAAUGGAAAGCUAUCCGUCUGGUUUCCGUCGCGGAUUGGGCAGGAAGGAGUCAGAAGCGGUGGCCCAAAUCUUCGUUCUCAGAUGAAGCUGAGAGGCUUAGGCUCAGGAUUGAUGAGAUCUGGAACUUGGAAGGACUAAGCCCCUCCAAAUUGAGUUAAGACUGGCGCCAGGGGUCGCGAUCCCUCSAGUCGGAAUGGGCGGGAAGAGGCGCUCAGCGCUCAGUCCCCGCCCGUUUCCGRAGAGGCUUGCCGGAUUGGUUGUCCUUUGGUACCGUCACGCAGCCCCGCCUCGGCGCGCGUCCCGCCGCGUGCCCACCCCCGGGUGGUUGCUGCAGCCUACGCUACCUCUAGCACUGCUGGCCGCCCGCGGAGCCGGAGCCGGAGCUAGAGCCCGAGCCCGAGCGGCGCCGGUCCCAACGUCGGGCUCUUGGGCCGCGGCGGCGGGCGGGCGAUGCCCCAGCGGCCUGACCAGCCAUGGAGGCCGAGGCAGGCGGCCUGGAGGAGCUGACGGACGAGGAGAUGGCGGCACUGGGCAAGGAGGAGCUGGUGCGGCGACUGCGGCGAGAGGAGGCGGCGCGCCUGGCGGCACUGGUGCAGCGCGGUCGCCUCAUGCAGGAGGUGAAUCGGCAGCUGCAGGGUCACCUGGGCGAGAUUCGGGAGCUCAAGCAGCUCAACAGGCGCCUGCAGGCCGAGAACAGGGAGCUGCGCGAUCUGUGCUGCUUCCUGGACUCGGAGCGCCAGCGCGGGCGCCGCGCCGCACGCCAGUGGCAGCUCUUCGGGACCCAAGCAUCCCGGGCGGUACGGGAGGACCUGGGCGGCUGUUGGCAGAAGCUAGCCGAGCUGGAGAGCCGACAGGAGGAGCUGCUGCGGGAGAACCUGGCGCUUAAGGAGCUCUGCCUGGCGCUGGGCGAAGAGUGGGGUCCCCGGGGCGGCCCCGGAGGCGCUGGGGGCUCCGGCGCCGGGCCGACCCCAGAGCUAGCCCUGCCUCCUUGCGGUCCCCGCGACCUAGGCGACGGGAGUUCCAGUACCGGCAGCGUGGGCAGCCCCGAUCAGUUGCCCCUCGUCUGCUCCCCGGAUGACUGAGGGCGCUGCUUCUACGCCGACGCUCKCCAGAAUUGCUUCCUGAGCGCCAGGACUGCUGUGGAUCUCCGGACCUCGACGGUCGCUUCGGCAGUGUAAUAGGGGCCGCUGCCAUGGACUAAGAAUCCCUGACAUUGAGGAAGGCCCCCCGCUCUCGCUGGCGGGGUAGCAGGGGGACUGGAGGCUGGAGCGGAGGGACUUGCUGGGGGUUGGGUGGGGACUAAUAAACUCGGACGGAAGCGGA
Molecule: messenger RNA, 1800 nt
Organism: Urocitellus parryii (Arctic ground squirrel)
Lineage: Eukaryota; Metazoa; Chordata; Mammalia; Rodentia; Sciuridae
Gene: Ccdc85b
Product: coiled-coil domain containing 85B
Biological process (GO): negative regulation of DNA-templated transcription
Cellular component (GO): nucleus
Source: RefSeq, a predicted model, not a curated record